AAUGACAAAAGCACAUUAUCAACUUCCCCAGUAGUUUGCAGGAACAGAUCCAAGCUUCUACUAACCCACUGAAAGAAAGGCAAUCCUGCUCUCUGCCCACCGUCGCCCCUCUCGCCAGAGGAAUGGAGGGCUGGAUCACGUGACUGCCGGUGAACUUGCCGCUCCAGCCCCUGAAAGCAAAGUGUAAUUUGAAGAAAAGAGAACAAAGAAAUCAGAGAGUAUAAAAUCCCUCGGCUUGCCUGAGCCGGGUCACAGUAAAGCUCGUACAGUUGAAGCGGCUCGCGCGCAGGUGCUGCGUCUGCGUGCGGCUCUCCGUCAUCAUGCGAUCUGCACAGCUCCUCUCUGCGCUCUUCUACUGCAUAGCGUGCAUCCAUUCCCUACCUGUACCAGACGGAAACAGCCACAGGUACAGACCUGCUGCGGACUGGCCUCAGAAGACCCAUCACCAUGGCCUCAAGAAGCGGGGUCGACUUCAUCAUGUUCAGGAUACCCUGAAUGAAGACUUUAGCAAUAAGAGAGCGCAACCACACACUCAGUUUUGGAACAGGCCGCGUUGUGGAGUCCCAGACUACCCUUCAGAGAAGGGGGGAAGCUCUCUUCAUUUCUCAGCCCACAAAGGAGGUUUGCUUGGGGGCCGCCACCGACGAAAACGCUUUGAUUUGUUCCCAGGACGCUGGGACAAAACAGACCUCACUUACAAGAUCAUUCAGUCCCCCAGGCAGAUGAAUCUGGAGAGAGUCAGAUACGUGAUAAGAGAAGCACUGCGGGCCUGGAGUGAUGAAACUCCUCUAAACUUUACUGAAGUCCUCAGCGGCCGGGCUGAUAUCAUGUUUGAUUUUUACAGGUAUUCACAUGGGGACUACCUUAAUUUUGAUGGACCAGGAGGAAUUCUGGCACAUGCCUUUUUCCCCAGAACAUACCGGGAGGGAGAAAUUCACUUUGACAUGGAUGAGUCUUGGACAUUAGGCAACAGUAUGGGUACUGACCUCCUCCAGGUAGCAACUCAUGAAAUUGGCCACGUUCUAGGACUCCAGCAUUCUAAAGUACCAGGUGCAGUGAUGGCACCUUUCUACACCUUCUCCAACCCUGUCCGACUAAGUGAAGAUGACAAACGAGGCAUACAGGCCUUGUAUGGAUCCAAACGUUCAGAUGAAACAGUAAAGGCGGCAGAGAGACGACCCACAUUCACAGAAAGAAAUGAGAUUGACGCAACAUUUUUUCCACCUGUCCACCCAAAUCCUUCUCAUCCCGAUGCUUGCCAGACCAACUUCGAUGCUGUAUCCAUGAUCCGAGGCGAGCUGUUUUUCUUUAAGUCGGGUUAUGUGUGGCGGAUCCGUGAUGGUAAACUCCAGGCGGGAUAUCCUGCACUGGCAUCAAGACACUGGAGAGGAAUUCCAGACAACAUUGAUGCUGCUUUUGAGGACAUGUCUGGGAAUAUAUGGUUUUUCCAAGGCCAGAAUUACUGGGUGUUUGAUGCAGAGCGGCAGAUCACAGGGCCAGACUCUGUACAGCGACUGGGACUAUUGGUGAACGACAUCCAGGCAGCCCUCAUGUGGGGAGAUACCAAGGCCCAGAAGAUUUACUUCUUCAAGAAAGGAAGCUACUGGCGAUUCAACCUGAAGGAAAACCGUGUAGAGUCGAUGCACCCUCGCAGCAUGAGCGACUGGAGGGGGAUACCUAGUGAUAUAGACGCUGCCUUCCAAGAUCGAUUCGGUUUCGCCCACUUCUUAAGAGGGAAGCAGUACUGGAAGUUUGACCCAGUGGAGGUGAGGGUGCUGGAGGGAUACCCACGAUACAUCGGCGUGGAUUUCUUUGGUUGUUCUGCAGCCUUGUAUCGAUAAAUCCUGGGUCCAAUUAGAUGUAAUGUCUACCAAUGAUCAUUUUAAUGCACAUACUGCAAGUAGCGCCACAGACAGUGUGAACCAUUCAAUGUUAAGUAUGGAUAUUUCAGCAGGGUUAUUUGUUUUAUCAGGUAAAGUGUCAGAUGCAAAAGAAUCUGACCACUGGAAUAAACACAAAUCUGUGGCUUAAGCAGAUUCUGUGUAUCUACUCAAUCUGUGACUUGUAUGAGAUCUGCGCCACUACACCAUAUGCAGAAUCUGAAAUUAAUUAUUCCUAGAUGUUCUGUUAUGCAACUAAAUACUCUCAUCUCUCAGGUAAAGCAGGAAAUUUUGGUCUCAAAAUAUUUUUCGUACGCAUUGUGUACUUGAUUAUUUAUUAUUUGUAUAUUUUGGCAGUAUUGAUAGUGUUAGGAAGACAUAACAGUGGUUCUUUUUGAGAAACGCCAUUUUAGAUUACAUUACAACAUUAUAUAAAUUAUUUUGCUAAAUUGUAGCAUGCUGUUGGCUGCCACAGAUUAUUUGGUUUUUAAUAUCAAGCAGAAACUGCAUUACUCAGAAUGUCAUUCUUAAAAAUAAACAUUCUGUCAUCAUUUUGUGUCCUUUCAAACUCAUCCUAAUAUUUAAAGUUGAAGUCAGAAUUAUUGGACCCCCUUUGAAUUUUUUUAUCUUUUUAAAAUAUUUUUAAAUGAUGUUUAACAGAGCAAGUACAUUUUCACAGUA
This is a messenger RNA of Danio rerio (zebrafish), 2561 nucleotides long. Lineage: Eukaryota; Metazoa; Chordata; Actinopteri; Cypriniformes; Danionidae. The record is from RefSeq and is a predicted model, not a curated record.